Molecule: messenger RNA, 1530 nt
Organism: Haliaeetus leucocephalus (bald eagle)
Lineage: Eukaryota; Metazoa; Chordata; Aves; Accipitriformes; Accipitridae
Gene: ETV7
Product: ets variant 7
Biological process (GO): cell differentiation; regulation of transcription by RNA polymerase II
Cellular component (GO): nucleus
Molecular function (GO): DNA-binding transcription factor activity, RNA polymerase II-specific; sequence-specific DNA binding
Source: RefSeq, a predicted model, not a curated record
GCUUCUACCGGGGUGGGGGCAGCGCCGAGCACCGCUGCGGGGAGCGGCCACCCACCGCCACCGGGGAUGCAGGGUAAAGUGGCAAUCAGUUUUUCCAGCCCCACUGUUGCAGCUUCGAUACCACCCCCAUCCCAGGCCAGACACACACCCAUCAGCGAGGGGGAGAUCUUCAAGCUUCCAGGCGGGCUGAGAAUCCAGCCCUCACUGUGGAGCAAGGACGACGUGAUCCACUGGCUAAGAUGGGCUGAGAAAGAGUAUUCCCUUCGGCAAACUGACGAAAGCAAGUUUGAAAUGAACGGCAAAGCCCUGUGCAUCCUCACCAAGGAUGACUUCAGAUACCGAGCUCCGAGCUCAGGUGAUGUGUUAUAUGAAAUACUCCAGUACAUUAAGACUCAAAGAAGAGCUCUGGUGUGCAGCCCUUUGCUGAACUCACCCUUCAGGGAAGCCAGGAGCACAGAGGAAGGGACAGACUGUAGAGCUGUCGCUGCCCCAGCUGCUGUUUCCUCCUGCCUGGGUUGUGCAGAACAGCCUGUGUCCUGUAGCUCUGCAGAGCCACUGAACCUUUCCCAUCACAGCUUGGAGGGCAGCUGCAGGGCAGAUGCCAUCUGCUCUUUUCCUACAACCCUGUCAGCCCCAGUGGAUGGGAGAAUUGCAGACUGCAGGUUGCUGUGGGAUUAUGUGUACCAGCUCCUCUCUGACAGCCGCUACGAGCCUUACAUCAAGUGGGAAGACAAGGAAGCCAAGGUCUUCCGUGUCGUUAACCCAAACGGACUUGCCCAGCUCUGGGGGAACCACAAGAACCGGAUGAACAUGACGUACGAGAAGAUGUCACGAGCACUCAGACAUUACUACAAACUCAACAUCAUCAAAAAGGAGCCAGGGCAGAAGCUGCUGUUCAGGUUUUUGAAGACUCCUGGGGAGAUCAUCCAUGAGAAAUCCAGCAAACUGGAGCAGCUGGAGAACGAGGACCAUGAAGAUUUGAAAGAAGACCCACUGGAGGUUUCACUGUAGGAAAUCUUUGAAGGUGGCACUUGCAGUGCAUUGCAGACAGACUUGAGCUCAGCUGGGAAGUGCUGGUGUCUCUUGUCUCCUGGACAGAAGGCCACAGAGCUGGUCCUGGAUUUCAAAACCUGCCCUGAGCCAAAGCUGUGACAUCUCUGGGGCUUCAUUAGCAAAACAUGCCCAGAAACUGUCCCCCAGCCCUGAAAAGUGCAGGUGAAUGUGUGGGCUGGUCUUCUGCUUGCUUCCCUUCUGUCCUGAGGAAGGGAAUGUGAUAUUUCUGCUCUGUAAAUUUUGAUGCUUUUCUUUAAGGUUCGAACUUGCUGGUAAAGACUGCUCCAUUCUUACAGCGAGACAUGCUGAGCAGAGAGCACCAGAGCAUGUGCUCUGGGUCAAGCGUCUACUGAAGUGCUUUUGCAGCAAGCAGUGGCCUGAAGUGUGAACAUGCUGCUCUGAAUCUGAGCCAUUUCCCUGAUUUGAGAAUGGACUUACAUUGCAGAUAUGCUGUAAUCUCACUGUCUCCUGUGGGGU